Messenger RNA from Neurospora tetraspora, 5892 nucleotides. RefSeq lists its product as uncharacterized. The coding region runs from base 250 to 5787 and encodes 1845 amino acids. The record is from RefSeq and is a predicted model, not a curated record. Lineage: Eukaryota; Fungi; Ascomycota; Sordariomycetes; Sordariales; Sordariaceae. Gene Ontology annotation, molecular function: protein binding. The transcript is spliced from 2 exons. Gene Ontology annotation, cellular component: cytoplasm; nucleus.
CGAACUAUCAUUCCAUCGGCUCCAUCGGUGGCCCGCUAAAUUCUUCUCAACAGCCCGCUUGCUCACGACCGGGAAACGCCCUGCCCAGUUGGCCGCAUGUUGGAGGCUCACAUAUAGGCCGGAUACUUUUUCUUUGUAUGAUAUGGGACGUUGAACCAACAUCACGCAGUUACAGCGGCACCGAGCCGAUAUCUUACUCCCGUGAUCCGGCCGUAUUUACUUGUGAAGCUCGAUAACGACAAAGUCACAAUGGCAGCUAUGUCGCCUCAACGUCCACAGGAUAAUCGGCGGGCCCGACUCCUAGAACUCGCUGCCGCCGUUGGUGUUACAGAGUUACCAUCUCUCCCGCCACUGCCUCCGAUCAGACUACCUACCCCGAGCCCACAAGACGAUUUGCAAGCGGAAGAGCUCCUCCGACAACGACGAGCAGCUGAGAAUCCCGAAAGCUCCCAAAGUUCUCUGAAACGAGCGUUUUCGUCCACCAAAAAGCCAUGGGAGGCCAAGGAGAUAUUCGACGUCCUCGACAAUCAUGUCGCCUCGGGCGGUUCGCCCGCUGUCGCAAAUGUUCUCAUAAGAAAACUGCUCGAGCUUGGGGGAAACCCGAACAUCAAAGCUUCGAAAGGCAGCAGAUCAGGCUCCAUCCUGUCUAGAAGAAAGAGUAUGGAGUCUCUAGAACGGAGCCAGAUACUGCAGAGGGCGAUCCAGAACCGUCAAACGGACAUGAUUGCCGUCUUGUCCCAUUAUGCGGACGACCUCACGCUCAAUGUGGCAUUGCCCGACGCAAUUCGCUCCAAAGACCUCACAAUACUGAGUUUGCUCUUGCAACGCGGCGCAAAUAUUGCUCAGUCUCAGAAUGGCCAGAUCGAGUUUCGCCAACUGUGUAUUGCUGGUGGUUAUCCGGACCUUGUAGGUCUAAUUCUUCAGUCAUCGGGCGGAUUUUCGUUGCAACUGCUCUCCUUGUGUCUCAUAGACGCCUCGCGAAAGGGAUGUUUGCAGACAGUCUGGAGAUUGAGCAGGUCAGUCGCAGAUGCCGACUUUGACACGGCCGAAGCUCUCAGGACAGCGAUUGGGCAGAGCAGAGUUGACAUUGCGCUCGCUAUCUUGACAGGAAGACAACCACCUACAGCUGGAGGGGCCGGUCUGAUGGAGAGCUUCAGACAGCUUCUCAACCAGUCCAUUGGUCCAAAUGAGAAGCUGUUCUUGACAGAGGCGCUCCUGUGCGCCGGCGCCCCUGGUGAUAUGGUGGCCGUCGCCUUGCAGCAAGCGUGCCAGGCCGAAAAUAUCGACAUGAUUCAUCUUUUGGUCGAAAACGGAGCGUCAGUCGAGUACCAAGAAGCCAAGGUACUAUGUGAUACCAUUUCGAGAGGAAAUUGCAACCUUCUUCAGCUGCUGUUAAACGAUCGAACGCGACUAAGUCCCAACCUUGCGUCUCGAUGUGUUGGUGUGAUUCCGACGACAAUCAGCCCGGAAAACCGAUAUGCCUUCCUCAACAUCCUGCUGCGAAAAGGCGCCGGUGGCGCUGCGUUGGGUGACGCUCUCAUUGCUGCUGUGAGGGCUGGAGAUGGUCAGUCGGUAAAUCUACUGCUUACGCCGUAUUUCCCGGAAGACACGGUUCCAGAGGGGAAGCCCCGAAAAGGCUCGCUUCAGAUGAAACACGCCCGACAUGAGGUGGCCUCGGUGGAUCAUUUGAAUGGCAUGGCUUUGAACAACGGAGUCAUGAUGGUGAACAUAGACAUGGUAAAGAAACUCCUGACAGGAAAGCCGUCCCCGUCGACGCUGGAGCAAGUAUUUCCACAGGUCAAGAAGUUGGCUCCCAACGAACGUUACCUCAUUACCGAGGCUUUUCUUGCUGCUGGGCUUUCUGGGCCCUGUUUGUCUAAUGCUUUGACAGAGGCCAUUGAAGAACAACACCCCAGACGAGACGAUAGGUUCAUUUCCCUUCUUUUGCGCUACACUGAAGGCACCCACUCCGACAAUAACUCUGGAAUUUUGUCUUCUAUUGCUGUUGGGGAUGUACCACUCUUACGCAAAAUGCUCAAGAGGCCACUCACACCUCAAACGUCUGCUGCGGCUAUGGUUAAAGCCAUGGCGAUCAAUAAUCAAGAAGUUCGGUACACGAUCGUGGAGCUAUUGCUUCAGGCAGGCGCUGGUAGAGAAGGGGACGAAGUAUCCGCGGCGCUGUCACAGUUACUAUCUGCCCAACCCCUGGAUGUUCAACUCUUUUCUCUGCUCCUGAAGCAUGGUAAUGUGGAUGCCAACUUCAAAGACGGCGAGCCUGUUACUCUCGCUGUCCGCGAUCCUGAUCCCGCCAUUCUUGAGCUUGUUGUCCAGUACGGAAAGCCGACACCCGAAACAGUGAAUCACGGCCUCGAAACGCUGUCGAAGAUGCCAACCACAGCUGCUAAGGCCGCCAAGAUGUCUCUUCUUCUACGCCAUACCAAACAAAAGGAUCACCUGGAUGUUCUUCUAUACAACGAGGUCCAAACCAUUCUCCAAACGCCGCUUGAUACCCGCAACUAUGAUGUCGUCGGAACUCUUCUCUCAGCUGGAGCAGACAUCAAUUCCCACAACGCCGCCGCAUUCUGCUGCGCCGUCAAGGCCUCUAGCACGCCAUUGACGGACCUGAUGCUGAGUGUCAAGCCAGCACCAGACUCCCUCGCUGCGGCACUUCGGCAUUCGCUUAACAUACCAAUCCCCAGUGACCGUCAAAACUUCACCCGAAAACUGGUCGAAGCCGGGGCUCCGAGUUCGGAAGUAAACAGGGCGCUGAACUACGCUUUACACGCGCACUCUUCUGACUACCCACUCAUCGAACUAUUGUCAGCCUACGCCGACUCGACGGAUGGCAAAGCGCUCGGUUUCGCGGUAGAGAAGCAGGAUGGUCAAGCAGUGGAAUUGAUUCUGGCAAAGUCUUCACGAAAAUAUCCUGCGGCGGUACUCAACACCACCUUUACACAAGCCGUCAAACUCAAGGACCCGGAAAUCUGUGCAUCGCUGCUCAAGAGGGGGGUAUCCGGUUCUGAAAUCUCCGACGCGCUUAUUGCCGCGGCGUCCAAUGGAAAUCUGACGCUUGUGAAUAUUUUGAUGAGCCAUGGAGCCAGCCUCGAGCAUCAAGAAGGUCAAGCAGUAGUCGAAGCCUGCAAGAGCGCUGCCAUCCCAGUCUUGGGCGCCCUUUUGCACCCCACUGCUCAGGUCAAGAAACAGACUUUGGUCAAGGGGUUCGAGGCAGCGAGUGUCAGCGUCACGGACCUCGAGGACCGCACGGCGGUCUUUCGCCUCCUUCUGGAAAGAGGAGUCGACGGCGAGGUCGUGGACAGACAGCUGGUUGCCGCGGGGACAUAUGGCGAUGACGGUGAGGCUCUAGUGCGCUUGCUGCUUGCAUAUGGUGCGGAUCCGGACUACAAUUCGGGUGAGGCAAUCUGGAAUGCGACAAGAGGGGCGGCGCUGAAGAGUCUGAAGUUGAUGUUGGGUGUGGAAAAAGCAAAUGAUCGUCAGAAGAAGCCGUCGCAAGAUACAUUGCUCAAGGCAUUGAAGGCUAGCAGGAAAUUGAGCCAGGACGCGAGGUAUCAAGUCACUGAAUGGCUGUUUUGCGCAGGGCUGGAACCGUCGGAGGAUGUGCAUACUGCGUUGCACAGGGCUGUGAAGGAGGAGCCUGAUGUUCGCUUGAUUCGGCUUUUGCUUACACAUGGCGCUUCGCCGUUGAUGAAUGGGUGCGAGACACUGAUUGAUGCGACUCAGUCAUUCCGCGUUGAUGUACUGGAGGCUUUGUUGACGUUUGAUGUUCCUGGAAAGGAUGUCUCGUGGACUUUCCAACAUGCUUUCACUCCAGAGACAGCUGAGGCUUGGAUGACGGAACAAGGCUUCCAAAUUGCAGAGAUGCUGUUGGAGAAGGGCGCUGAGGGCGGUGAGCCCUUGUUCCCGGCUUUGAACGUUGCUGUCGACGCAUACGGGACUGAAAAUGAAGCACUGGCUCGACGAUUUGCAACACUCCUGCUACAACACGGGGCCAGCGUCACUUGUCAGGAUGGGCUUGUACUGCAAAAGGCAGCCAAGAAGGCGGAUUCGGAACUGAUACAGCUGAUUCUGGAGCAGAGUCCAGACUCUCACUCGGUGUCCAUGGCGUUUCCUCACAUCUUUGACGCAGACCUUUCAGAGCAAGAGAUUCUGUCACUGAUUGAGCUGUUCAUCUGCUACAACUUUGACGGAGAAAGGCUGGACGUAAUGACUCCGACCUCCCCGCCGAUUCUACUACGUGCUCUCAACAAGUAUCCCCGGUCAGAGAAACUGCUGGAAACGCUUCUGGAUGCAGGCUACUACCAUGACCAGCUCACCACCAUGAAAGUCAUGGAUGGCGGCGAAGAGGAACAGGUGAAUCUGCUUUUCUGGGCAUUGAGUCAGCCUCAAAAGCGUAUCAGCAGCAGUAUCAUCCAGGUUCUCAUCGACAGAGGGGCAAAGGUCAACUUUGAGACACGAGUGUCCAAACAGACUCCACUCAUGCUGGCCAUACAACACAGACGACCAGAUCUGGUCAAAGCACUUCUUCUGGCCGGUGCGGAUGUGGAUGUUGCCGAUGUUGAAAACAACACUCCGAUGGCACUAGCUACUGCAAUCGGGGGUGAACUAGGCACAGCCAUGAUGGCGAGUCUCCUGGCUGCCGGGCCAUCUAUGAACGACGGUUCCUUGCAUAACGCCGCCAGGAAACUCAACCUAGAAGCAGUCAAGGUCUUGAUCGAGUUUGGCCACGAUCCAGACUUUCCCAGCGUCAUCCACGGCGGUCGUUCCGCCCUAGGAGAACUCUGCCUCAACGCCGCCGAAGCCGGGCCCCUCUCAUCUUCUCAAGAAAAGAAAAUGGAAAAAGUCGUAGCCGAACUAAUCAAACAAGGCAGCGACCUCUCCAUCCAAGCCGACGGAAAAUCCGUACUCCUCCUCGCCCUUCACUCCACCGACCCCCUCCCUAUAACCCGCGCCCUCCUCAAAGCCGGCGUCUGGAAAACCAUCAACGCCUCCGACCACCAAUGGACCGACGGCGUGCACACCUACUCCCCCACGCAAUACCUCCUCCGCAUCCUCCCGCCUAACAGCACCGACCGUUCCGCCCUCCUCGAACUCCUCAAAUCCUACCGCUGCCGGGACGUCUACUACGCCAACGACGGGCCGCAGCCCGACGGCGCCGUGAACCUGCCCCCCGAGCUCCUCCGCGCCGAACGCGAACGCCGCGCCCGCGCCGAGCGCAUCGCCAAGGAGACAGAGGAACACCACAUCGCCAUUGCGCGGACCAAGGAGAUCGCGACCAUGCAGAACAAAAUCUUCCUCGCGCGCGCCGAGCUCGAAGAUAGUCGCAUCCGCCGGCAGCGGGACGAGGAGAUCGAAGCCGUGCGCAGCCGGCAGGCCGUUGAGGAGGAAGGCUUUGCCGCGGAAUUGCACCGUCGGAAAGCUGAACGCGAAGCAAGCAUGAAACAUGAGCGUCAGCUGCUCGAGGCGGGAUUGACGAGGGCGAGGCUGGUGUCAGAGGCGGAGCUGGAGAUGGAGGAGAGGAAACAGGGGCAGACGGCGCAGUGGGAGCAGCAGAGGCUGCAGAGUGCUAAGCAGUUGAGUGAGGUUAGGGUGCAGGAACGUAGGGAGAUGGAGAGGAUUGAGGCGGUGAGUGAUGCGCGGAUGGUGAAGAGGUUGGGGGAGCAUAAGAAGCUGGUGGAGACGCAGGAGAGGUUGGCGAGGAGUUUGAAUGGGGCGGUGCCGCCUGGUGGGGGGAGGAGGCAGGUGGGGUAUAUUACUGGGGAGUUGGAUUGAUGGGGGAGGGUGAGGGUGAUGUUGAGUGUGUGAGAGUUGUGAGGGUUUAAUGUUCAAGGGGUAAUGGCGCUCAGCUGCAGAUUGAUUAUGGGUUCAAGUGGUUCU